UGGGAGUACGACGCCCUUCUCGACGUAGAAUUCGGUUGAGCCUGAAGCGCGGGGGAGAACUGGGGAAACUGGAAUUUCCCGCGGAGCUGACGGCGCUUGCUUUCCCCCUACUCGUUUUAUGUCCACGCGCUCCAAAAUAUCCGUCAUGGAGAAAUCUUGGCCGUGAUGUCUGUUCUAGGUCCACCACUGCUGUCCUGCUGAAGGUUGGGUCAGGCAUCUAAAGGGACUGUGGCAAGGGAGGAUGUGACACUGGUCUAAUCAGCUGCCAUCAUCAUCAUGAACUUUGAGGGUUUGGACCCUGGACUGGCAGAGUAUUCCCCAGCCAUGCAUUCUGCCUUGGACCCUGUCCUGGAUGCCCACCUGAACCCAAGUCUGCUACAAAAUGUGGAGCUGGACCCAGAGGGAGUGGCCUUGGAGGCUCUUCCUGUCCAGGAAUCAGUGCACAUAAUGGAAGGUGUCUACUCUGAAUUGCACAGCAUGGUGGCUGAAGUGGGCGUGCCUGUCUCCGUCUCUCACUUUGACUUGCACGAGGAGAUGCUGUGGGUGGGGAGCCAUGGGGGCCAUGCCACUUCAUUUUUUGGCCCAGCCUUGGAGCGCUACUCAUCCUUUCAGGUCAAUGGCAGUGAUGACAUUCGUCAGAUCCAGAGCCUGGAAAAUGGUAUCCUUUUUCUCACCAAGAGCAACCUCAAGUAUAUAGCCCGUGGGGGCCUUAUUAUAUUUGAUUACCUGCUGGAUGAGAGUGAGGACAUGCACAGUCUCUUGCUGACUGACAGCAGCACUCUACUCAUUGGUGGGCUGCAGAACCACAUACUGGAGAUUGAUCUUAACACUGUACAGGAGACUCAGAAGUAUGCAGUUGAGACACCUGGAGUCACCAUCAUGAGACAGACAAAUCGCUUCUUCUUCUGUGGCCACACCUCUGGCAAGGUUUCCCUACGAGACCUCCGUACUUUUAAGGUGGAGCAUGAGUUCGAUGCUUUUUCGGGGAGUCUGUCGGAUUUUGAUGUGCAUGGUAACCUGCUGGCUGCCUGUGGCUUCUCAAGCCGCCUCACUGGCCUGGCCUGCGACCGUUUCCUCAAGGUGUAUGAUUUGCGCAUGAUGCGUGCUAUCACGCCACUUCAAGUACACGUGGAUCCUGCCUUCUUGCGCUUCAUCCCUACGUAUACUUCUCGUCUUGCUAUUAUCUCCCAGUCAGGGCAGUGCCAGUUUUGUGAGCCCACAGGCCUGGCCAACCCAGCAGACAUCUUUCAUGUGAAUCCUGUGGGGCCUCUGCUAAUGACGUUUGACGUGUCAGCCAGCAAGCAGGCCCUGGCCUUUGGGGAUUCUGAGGGCUGUGUGCACCUCUGGACUGAUUCCCCCGAGCCUUCCUUCAACCCCUACUCCCGUGAGACGGAGUUUGCUUUGCCCUGUCUCGUGGACUCACUGCCUCCUCUGGAUUGGAGCCAGGACCUGCUGCCUCUUUCCCUCAUUCCUGUCCCGCUCACCACUGACACACUUCUCUCUGAUUGGCCUGCUGCCAACUCUGCUCCAGCUCCCAGGCGAGCACCACCUGUGGAUGCAGAGAUUCUACGCACCAUGAAGAAAGUGGGCUUCAUUGGCUAUGCACCCAACCCCCGCACCAGGCUGCGCAAUCAGAUUCCUUACCGACUCAAGGAAUCAGACAGUGAAUUUGACAGCUUCAGCCAGGUCACUGAGUCACCAGUAGGGCGGGAAGAGGAGCCACAUCUCCACAUCGUUUCUAAGAAAUACCGCAAGGUGACCAUCAAAUAUUCCAAGCUAGGGCUGGAGGACUUUGACUUCAAACACUACAAUAAGACUCUGUUUGCUGGAUUAGAGCCCCACAUCCCUAAUGCUUAUUGUAACUGCAUGAUCCAGGUGCUCUAUUUCCUGGAGCCCGUUCGCUGUCUAAUCCAGAACCACCUUUGCCAGAAGGAGUUCUGCCUGGCAUGUGAGCUGGGCUUCCUCUUCCACAUGUUGGACCUCUCUCGUGGUGACCCUUGCCAGGGCAGUAAUUUUCUUCGUGCAUUCCGUACCAUUCCUGAGGCUUCAGCCCUUGGUCUGAUCCUGGCUGACUCGGAUGAGGCUUCAGGCAAGGGCAAUCUGGCCAGGCUCAUUCAGAGGUGGAAUCGCUUCAUUCUCACUCAGUUGCAUCAGGAUAUGCAGGAGCUGGAAGUACCCCAGGCUUAUCGAGGUGUCGGAGGCAGCAGCUUUUGCUCAUCGGGGGACUCUGUCAUUGGGCAAUUGUUCAGCUGUGAGAUGGAGAACUGCAGCCUCUGCCGCUGUGGCAGUGAGACCGUGCGAGCCUCAUCCACCCUGCUCUUCACACUCUCCUACCCUGAGGAUAAAACUGGGAAGAACUAUGACUUUGCUCAGGUGCUGAAGCGAAGCAUCUGCCUGGAGCAGAAUACACAGGCCUGGUGUGACAACUGUGAAAAGUAUCAGCCUACGGUUCAGACCCGCAACAUCCGCCAUCUGCCAGAUAUCCUUGUCAUCAAUUGUGAGGUAAACAGCUCGAAAGAGGCUGAUUUCUGGAGAAUGCAGGCUGAGGCUGCCUUCAAGAUGACAGUAAAGAAGCAUGGUGGAGAAAUCUCUAAGAACAAGGAAUUUGCCUUGGCUGAUUGGAAGGAACUAGGGAGUCCAGAGGGUGUGCUGUUGUGUCCCUCCAUUGAGGAGCUAAAGAACAUCUGGCUUCCUUUCUCCAUUCGCAUGAAGAUGACCAGAAACAAAGGACUGGAUGUUUGCAAUUGGACUGAUGGAGAUGAGGUGCAGGUUGUUGAAAAACUGGGAAGAGGAGAGGGAGUAAGGGAGAGAAGUUGGCAGAAGUGGGGCCCAGCCAGGGCAGAGGAAGAGCAUGGUGUCUAUGUGUAUGACCUGAUGGCCACUGUGGUACACAUCCUGGACUCACGCACAGGGAGCAGCCUGGUGGCUCACAUCAAAGUCGGAGAGACCUAUCACCAACGCAAGGAGGGCGUUACUCACCAGCAGUGGUAUCUCUUCAAUGACUUUCUUAUUGAACCUAUUGAUAAGCAUGAAGCUGUCCAGUUUGACAUGAAUUGGAAAGUACCUGCUAUCCUUUAUUACGUCAAAAGGAAUCUUAAUUCCAGAUACAACCUGAACAUCAAGAACCCUAUUGAGGCAAGUGUCCUGCUGGCUGAAGCCUCAUUGGCACGGAAGCAGCGGAAAACACAUACUACCUUUAUUCCACUGAUGCUGAAUGAGAUGCCACAGGUUGGGGACCUGGUGGGCCUGGAUGCUGAGUUUGUCACCCUUAAUGAGGAGGAAGCAGAAUUACGCAGUGAUGGUACCAAGUCUACCAUUAAACCAAGCCAGAUGUCAGUAGCAAGGAUUACUUGUGUUCGAGGCCAGGGACCCAGUGAGGGUAUCCCCUUCAUUGAUGACUACAUCUCUACCCAGGAGCAGGUGGUGGACUACUUGACUCAGUACUCAGGGAUAAAGCCUGGAGACCUUGAUGCCAAAAUUUCUUCCAAGCACCUCACAACUCUCAAAUCUACCUACUUAAAGCUUCGUUUUCUCAUUGACAUUGGAGUCAAGUUUGUGGGUCAUGGCCUUCAGAAGGACUUCCGGGUCAUCAACCUCAUGGUGCCCAAGGACCAAGUCCUUGACACUGUCUACCUAUUCCACAUGCCCCGAAAACGAAUGAUUUCCCUGCGAUUCCUUGCUUGGUACUUUCUGGACCUGAAGAUUCAAGGGGAAACCCAUGACAGUAUUGAGGAUGCCCGCACAGCCCUUCAGCUCUACCGAAAGUAUCUAGAGCUAAGCAAGAAUGGCACCGAGCCUGAGUCUUUCCACAAGGUGCUCAAGGGCCUUUACGAGAAGGGCCGGAAGAUGGACUGGAAGGUGCCUGAACCUGAUGGCCAGACAAGUCCCAAGAAUGCAGCUGUCUUCUCCUCGGUGUUGGCACUCUGACCUACCCUGUCCCAAAGAACCACUACCCACUCCCUUCAGUGUUCUGUUGCUCCAGAACUGGGAGAUGGUUUCCCAAGUUGGCUAUACCAUGUCCACUUCCAGAAUUGGACCCACUCAGGGUCUCCAGAUGGUGCUAUUAAUAGAACUAGAAUGCAGCAGAAUUGUUGCAGUGAUUCUAGGAGCCAGAUUCUUUCUUCAUCCUUUGCAGAAUAGGCGGCCAGAAACAAGAGUCUAGAAUUGACCCAGAUGGCAAGGAAUUGGUAUUCUUAAUAAAUAUCCUGGGUAGAUAAUGUCCAGGCAGAGAAGCUCCUAGAACCAAAACUCUCAGUUCCUAGCUGACUAGGGACUGAAGUCUUGGACCGUGCCAGAAGAUACCACAGCAACUCAAGAUUUAGCUCAAGUCUCCAAUUGCUUGAGGGAUGCCUGGAGGGGCCAGCAUGCGGAGUCUUGGUGGCCCAAGCAGACCAGUGUUGCCAACACCAUUGCCAAAAGGGCCUUUGGGUCCUGGACAAAGCUUGGCUUCUGGCUUCAUUUAUUCCUGCUGACAGCUGAGAAGCAUCUGUCUUCCAUCCACUAUCCUGUACCAAGUUUUGUUAAUUUUUAAAACUUUGUUUUAAACUGCAUGUUUUAUAAAA
This is a messenger RNA of Cynocephalus volans (Philippine flying lemur), 4562 nucleotides long. RefSeq names its product poly(A) specific ribonuclease subunit PAN2 (gene PAN2). The record is from RefSeq and is a predicted model, not a curated record. NCBI's taxonomy places the organism in Eukaryota, Metazoa, Chordata, Mammalia, Dermoptera, Cynocephalidae. The transcript is spliced from 26 exons. Bases 277 to 3927 code for a protein of 1216 amino acids. Gene Ontology annotation, biological process: nuclear-transcribed mRNA poly(A) tail shortening; mRNA processing. Gene Ontology annotation, molecular function: protein binding; nucleic acid binding; poly(A)-specific ribonuclease activity. Gene Ontology annotation, cellular component: P-body; PAN complex.